CUGAAAAGGAAGUGAUGCUACAUGGUUUCUAACUGGACUAACGGUGAUCCCGGAGAUUACCGUUAAUAUUCCCACUUUGUUUCGCGUUUUUCCGGGUUCUGCGGGCAGUCAAGACUCCGGGGACACCGCCGGUACCGGUCCACCGUCCUGCGGGAUCAGCUCGGUUCUGUAAUCUCUGGAUUUCAGCGAACGGCGGCGGCGGCGGAGGGAUUUUCUCUGAUUUUAGGGGACGUCGGUGCCGAUAAAUAUUCGUUUCAGACGGAUUUAUGGUCGAGUCUGCGGUUCGUUAGCAGCGCGGACCGAGCCGAACCGAACCGUGACCUUCUGGGUGAGGAUGCUCCGGUCCGGAUCACUGAUCUAGAAAUGGUCCAAACGUGCUCACGACCCGCAGAUCGGUGAUGGUUUCUGAUCAGUUCCGUACCAGAACCGGUCCAACCUGCAGGACAUUUAUCAUCGCUGCAGGAGUGGGACUUCCAGCCUGGUAAACCCAGAACUGUCCGAGUAAACAGAACCCAUCAGAACGGAACCAGAAAGUUCUACUGCAUGGAUUUAAAUGUGUCCUACUGCUGAUCUGAUUUAAAUCACCUUAAAGGGACAGUGUUGUUCUGAUGACGUCACCAGGCCCUGCCCCUGCACCUCCAUGCUGCUAAAACCGGAAGUAGCUUCAGAAGAAGAAGCUUGAUGAGCACCUCUGAGGCAGCUGGUGAGGUUAUGGGAGUUGUGACUGGGCGUGUCUCUGUUAAAGGGACUACAGUGAUGGACUCCAGCUCCCAUAAGGCUUAGUGGCGAGGUCAACCUUAGCUGGACUUGUCAGAUGCUGUUUCCUGAUGUUUGAUGAGAAGUGUGCGGGUCUGAGUCGGCAUGUCGGAUAAGACGGCGCCGAGGUGCCAGCUGAGGCUGGAGUGGAUCCAUGGGUACCGAGGCCACCAGUGCCGGAACAACCUGUUCUACACGGCCGGCAAAGAGCUGGUCUACUUUGUGGCUGGAGUGGGUGUGGUCUACAACACCCGAGAACACACCCAGAAGUUCUACCUGGGGCACAAUGAUGACAUCAUCAGUCUGGCGAUUCAUCCAGACAAGGUCCAGGUGGCGACGGGCCAGGUUGGUAAGGACCCAUACAUUUGCAUCUGGGACACCUACGCCAUGCAGACGGUCUCCAUCCUGAGGGACGUCCACACCCAUGGAAUUGCUUGUCUUGCGUUUGACUCAGAUGGACAGAGGUUGGUCUCAGUCGGUCUGGAUGCCAAGAACACGGUGUGUGUUUGGGACUGGAGGAGAGGCAGAGUCAUCGCCAUGGCAACCGGACACUCAGACAGAAUCUUCGACAUCUGCUGGGAUCCGUUCCAGUCCAGCCGGCUGGUCAGCUGUGGGGUCAAGCACAUCAAGUUCUGGACUCUGUGCGGGAACGCUCUGACUCCAAAGCGAGGAAUCUUUGGGAAGACGGGCGACCUGCAGACCAUCCUGUGUGUGUCAGCAGCCAAAGAGGAGCUGACGUACUCUGGAGCUCUGAAUGGAGACGUUUACGUGUGGAAAGGAGUCACGCUGAUCCGGACGGUUCAGGCUGCUCACGGGGCGGGGAUCUUCAGCAUGCACGCCUGUGAGGAGGGAUUUGCCACGGGAGGACGAGACGGCUGCAUCCGACUGUGGGAUGUGGAUUUUAAACCCAUCACCAAGAUUGACCUGAGGGAAGCCGAGCAGGGCUACAAAGGUCUCUCGAUCCGUAGCGUUUGCUGGAAAGCGGACCGGAUUCUGGCCGGGACGCAGGACAGUGAAAUCUUCGAGGUGAUGGUUCGAGACCGGGACAAACCAGUUCUCCUGAUGCAGGGACACAGCGAGGGGGAGCUGUGGGCGCUGGACCUGCACCCCAAGCAGCCGGUCGCCGUUACGGGGAGCGACGACCGCUCCGUCAGGUUGUGGAGUCUGCCUGACCACACCCUACUGGCCCGUUGCAACAUGGAGGAGUCCGUUCGAAGUGUUUCCUUCAACAACGAUGGCUCUCAGCUGGCUCUGGGAAUGAAGGAUGGUUCAUUUACUGUGCUGCGAGUCAGGGACAUGACCGAGGUGGUGCACAUUAAAGACAGGAAGGAGGUGAUCCACGAGCUGAAGUUCUCUCCAGACGGUUCCUACCUAGCUGUGGGAUCCAACGACGGGCUGGUGGACGUGUACGCCGUCGCUCAACGCUACAAGAAGGUGGGCGAGUGUAGCCGCUCUUCCUCCUUCAUCACACAUCUGGACUGGUCCGUCGACAGCCGCUUCCUGCAGACCAACGACGGUGCGGGGGAGAGGCUCUUCUACAGGAUGCCAGCUGGGAAGUUGGUUCCCAAAGAGGAAGCGAAGGGAAUCCACUGGAUGACAUGGACAGGUGUCAUUGGGCCAGAGGUGAAUGGAAUCUGGCCCAAGUACUCCAACGUCAGCAACGUCAACUCCGUCCACGCCAACUACAGCAGUGCUGUUCUGGUGACCGGUGAUGAUCUGGGCCUCAUCAAGCUCUUUAGGUUCCCCUGCCUCAAAAAAGGUGCCAAAUUUAAAAAAUACAUCGGACACUCUGCCCACGUCACCAACGUUCGCUGGUCCAACGACUUGCAGUGGGUCGUCAGCACCGGUGGUGCCGACCACGCCGUCUUCCAGUGGAGGUUCCUUCCUGAAGGUGUCAUGAACGGCGUUCUAGAGCCACUUCUUCAAGAGGGGUACGCCGAUUCCAACAGCGGCGAGUCGGACUCGGACUUGUCAGAUGUUCCAGAACUUGAUUCGGACAUCGAACAGGAAGCUCAGACCAACUACGAACGUCAGGUGUAUAAGGAGGAUCUGCCUCAGCUCAAGAAGAAGCUGAUUGGCUCGUUAAAGCGUCAGAAAGCUCCGGAGGAGGGGCUUCGUCUGCAGUUUGUUCACGGAUACCGCGGCUUUGACUGUCGUAACAACCUGUUCUACAGUCAGACGGGGGAGGUGGUAUUCCACGUGGCCGCUGUAGCUAUCGUCUACAACCGGCUGCAGCACAGCCAGCGGUUUUACCUCGGUCACGACGACGACAUCCUCAGCCUGGCCGUCCAUCCACUCAAAGACUACGUGGCUUCCGCACAGGUGGGCCGAGACCCAGCGAUCCACAUCUGGGAUGUCCAGACUCUGAAGUGUCUGUCGCUGCUCAAAGGACACCACAGCAAAGGAGUGUGUGCGCUCGAGUUCACAGCGGAUGGGAAGAGUUUAGUCUCAGUGGGAAUAGAUGAGUUUCACUCCAUCGUUAUCUGGGACUGGAAGAAAGGAGAGCGGCUGGCCAAGUCCAGGGGUCAUAAGGAGAAGAUCUUUGUGGUGAGAUGUAACCCUUUCAGGAUGGACAAACUGGUGACUGUCGGGAUGAAACACAUCAAGUUCUGGCAGCAUUCAGGCGGUGGUCUGACAUUUAAACGAGGUAUUUUUGGAAACCUGGGAAAGCAGGAGACCAUGAUGUCAGCGUGCUAUGGCCGAUCUGAGGACCUGGUCUUCUCUGGAGCCACCAACGGAGACGUUUACAUUUGGAAGGACACAACGCUCAUCAAGACCAUCAAAGCUCAUGAUGGACCAGUCUUUGCCAUGUGUUCCCUUGACAAGGGUUUUGUGACGGGGGGGAAGGACGGUAUUGUGGAGCUGUGGGAUGACAUGUUUGAACGAUGUUUGAAGACAUACGCCAUCAAGAGAGCAGCUUUAUCACCAUCCUCUAAAGGUCUGCUGCUGGAGGACAACCCGUCCAUCAGAGCCAUCACUCUGGGCCAUGGUCACAUCCUGCUCGGGACAAAGAACGGAGAAAUCCUGGAGAUUGAAAAGAGUGGACCCAUGACUCUGCUGGUUCAGGGUCACAUGGAGGGGGAGGUGUGGGGUUUGGCGGCUCAUCCUCUGCUUCCUGUUUGUGCCACCGUCAGUGACGACAAAACACUGAGGAUCUGGGAGCUCUUGGCCAAUCACAGAAUGGUAGCCGUCCGCAAACUGAAGAAAGGUGGGCGGUGCUGUUCUUUCUCUCCAGACGGUAAGGCUCUGGCGGUCGGUCUGAACGAUGGCAGCUUCAUGGUGGUGAACGCCGACACUCUGGAGGAUAUGGUGACCUUCCACCACCGCAGGGAGCUCAUCUCAGAUAUCCGUUUUUCCCAAGAUGCAGGAAAGUACCUGGCUGUGGCAUCCCAUGAUUCCUUUGUGGACAUCUACAACAUUCUGACCAGUAAGAGGGUGGGAAUCUGUAAAGGAGCUGGAAGUUGCAUCACCCACAUCGACUGGGACUCCAGAGGUAAACUGCUGCAGGUGAACACUGGAGUCAAAGAGCAGCUUUUCUUCGAGGCUCCUCGUGGACGUAAACAGAACAUCAGCGUGGCUGAGUUCGAGAAGCUGGACUGGGCCACCUGGACCUCUGUUCUGGGACCAACCAGUGAGGGCAUAUGGCCGUCCCUGGGCUUCGUCAAUACAGCGUCCCUCACCAAAGACCGCAAGCUGCUCGCCACAGGGGACGACUUCGGCUUCCUGAAGCUCUUCAGCUUCCCGUCAAGGGGCCAGUUUGCCAAGUUUAAAAAAUACGUGGGCCACAGCACCAACGUGACGAGCGUGCGCUGGUCCAGUGAUGACUCCAUGCUGCUGUCGGUGGGCGGGGCUGACACGGCGCUGAUGAUAUGGACCAGGGAGGCUCCGGGUCACAAAGAGAGCAAAGCCGUGGACAGCGAGGAGUCAGACGAUGACACAGAGGAGGAUGGAGGAUACGACAGCGACGUGGCUCGGGAGAAGGGGGCCGACUACGUCACCAAGAUCUACUCGGGGAGCAUCCGGAACAUGUCGGGAACCAAACCCCACCUGCAGCACAGAGAGCUUCCGGUGGAGGACAGACCUCCUGUGAGUCGAGCUGCGCCGUUGCCCGACAAGCUGCUGAAGAACAGCCUGAUGAAGAAGAAGAAGGUGGUGGAGGAGCUGGUGUUGGAGCACAUCUUCGGCUACAGAGGAUUCGACUGCCGCAACAACCUGCACUACCUCAACGAUGGCGCGGACAUCAUCUACCACACCGCCGCCGCCGUGGUCGUCCAGAACCUUUCCGCCGGAACUCAGAGUUUCUACCUGGAACACACCGAUGACAUCCUCUGUCUGACAGUCAACCAGCACCCCAAAUACCAGAACAUCAUAGCCACCGGACAGAUCGGUGACCGCUCUGAACUCCCAGAGGCCGAAGUGUCCGGCCUGGCCCCGUCCAUCCACGUGUGGGACGCGGUGACGAAGCAGACCCUGUCUAUCCUGCGCUGCCCUCACGCUAAAGGCGUCGGCUACGUCAACUUUAGUGCUACAGGAAAGCUGCUGCUGUCAGUGGGGGUGGAGCCUGAACACACAAUCACUGUGUGGAGGUGGCAGGAAGGCACUAAGGUGACCAGUAAGGGGGGCCACACCGAGCGGAUCUUUGUGGUCGAGUUCAGACCCGACUCCGAUACCCAGUUCGUGUCGGUUGGGAUCAAACACAUCAAGUUCUGGACUCUAGUUGGAGGUUCGCUGGUGUAUAAGAAAGGAGUGAUCGGGUCGGUGGAGGACGGCCGGAUGCAGACCAUGUUGUCCGUCGCCUUCGGCGCUAAUAACUUGACGUUCACCGGUGCGAUCAGCGGCGACGUGUACGUGUGGAGGGAACACUUCCUAGUUCGGGUGGUGGCAAAAGCCCACAGCGGUCCCGUCUUCACCAUGUACACCACGCUGAGGGACGGACUCAUCGUCACCGGGGGGAAGGAACGGCCGACCAAAGAGGGUGGUGCUGUAAAGCUCUGGGACCAGGAGAUGAAGCGCUGCAGGGCCUUUCAGCUGGAGACCGGUCAGCCCGUGGAAAAUGUCAGAUCUGUCUGCAGAGGGAAGGGUAAAAUUCUGGUGGGAACUAAAGAUGGCGAGAUCAUCGAGGUUGGAGAAAAGAAUGCUGCCUCCAACACCAUGAUCAAUGGACACACUCAGGGAGGGAUCUGGGGCUUGGCAGCUCACCCUUUCAAAGACGUCUUCAUCUCUGCCAGUGACGAUGGGACCAUCCGGAUUUGGGACCUGGCUGAUAAGAAACUCCUGAACAAAGUGAGUUUAGGUCAUCCUGCCAAGUGCACCUCCUACAGCUCCAACGGAGAGAUGGUCUCCAUCGGCAUGGAGAACGGAGAGUUUAUCGUCCUGCUGGUCAAUUCGCUCACCGUCUGGGGCAAGAAGAGGGAUCGGAGCGUCGCCAUCCAGGAUAUCCGGUUCAGUCCAGAUAACCGGUUCCUGGCCGUGGGGUCAGCUGACAGUGCUGUAGAUUUCUACGACCUUUCUCUCGGACCGUCACUCAAUCGGAUUGGUUACUGCAAGGACAUCCCGGGUUUUGUGAUUCAGAUGGACUUUUCAGCCGAUAGCAACCACAUCCAGGUGUCCACCAGCUCCUACGUUCGUCAGGUCCAUGAGGUUCCAUCAGGGAAGGUCAUCCCAGUGCUGCCUGUCAUCGAGAGGAUCACCUGGGCGACCUGGACCAGCAUCCUCGGAGACGAGGUUCUUGGCAUUUGGCCUCGGAACGCCGACAAAGCCGACGUUAACUGCGCUUGUGUCUCACACGCCGGCCUGAGCCUGGUGACCGGAGAUGACUUUGGCCUCAUCAAGCUCUUCGAGUUCCCCUGCAGUGAGAAGUUUGCAAAACACAAGCGUUACUUCGGUCACUCGGCCCACGUGACCAACGUUCGUUUCUCCUGUGAUGAUAAGUACGUGGUCAGCGCCGGUGGCAGCGACUGCAGCCUGUUCGUGUGGAAGUGUCAGUGAAGCUUCCUCGUCCACAGAAGACUCCUCUGCUGUCCUGUGGGGACCAGAACCUUCUGCAGACUGACCCGACCCGACUCGGGAUCAAAUUCCUGUUGCUGGGAACAAACAGGAUUCUUCCUGAACAUCUGGAUGUGUUGAGUGGAUUCCAGGUGUUGUUUGUGUUUGGUAGAAGAUGUGAGAUGAGAGAUGUGUAGCCGUUUGAUGUAGCAUGUUUGUGUGUGUGUUUGUGCCUUUCUCUGACCUUUGACCUAACGUUUAACUCUUUGAACAUGGUGCUGUAACCUUUAGGGCUCCUACGAUGUGAUGCUAGGCUCAACGUUGUUUCAUUUGUGUGAUGAAGAGGAUGAUGAUUGAUGUUUGUUAGAAACUGAAUAAAAACUGAUUUCUACCUCUGA
Messenger RNA from Nothobranchius furzeri (turquoise killifish), 7139 nucleotides. RefSeq names its product EMAP like 6 (gene eml6). The record is from RefSeq and is a predicted model, not a curated record. NCBI's taxonomy places the organism in Eukaryota, Metazoa, Chordata, Actinopteri, Cyprinodontiformes, Nothobranchiidae. Gene Ontology annotation, molecular function: microtubule binding.